AAUAUUUUUUUAAAUUUCAAUUUUUUCAAAUCGAACGCCGCGCGCCAAUUUUGACAUAACAAUGGCGACGAUGGAUCACAGGGAAUUCAGAGUUAAAGCCAAAGAGCUUGUGGACUUCAUAGCCGACUACUUGGAGAAUGUAGGUGACAACCGCGUGUACCCUGACGUGCAGCCAGGGUACUUACAUAAGCGGCUGCCGAACGAAGCACCGAAUUCGCCGGAGUCGUGGGAUGAUAUCUUUAAAGAUGUGCAGGAGCAUAUUAUGCCUGGGAUUGUCCACUGGCAGAGUCCCCACAUGCACGCGUACUUCCCGGCUCUAACGUCAUACCCUUCUAUCAUGGGGGAAAUGCUGUCUAGUGCUCUGAACGUUUUGUGUUUUACUUGGGCCUCGUCACCAGCUGGAACCGAAUUGGAGACCAUAGCCAUGAACUGGCUGGGCAAGCUUCUCGGUCUGCCCGAAUGCUUCCUUAAUGAGAAGAAUGAUAGCCCUGGAGGUGGUGUUAUACAGACAACAGCAAGUGAAGCAACCCUGGUGAGUCUACUGGCAGCUCGUACGAGAGCUCUGAUGGAGCUGUCCAAGCUGAACCCUGAACUGCAGUCUUCUGAACUAUUGGGGCAUUUGAUAUGUUACUGCUCUGACCAGGCACAUUCUUCUGUGGAAAAAGCUGGGCUUAUUGGUCUGGUGAGAAUGCGUUACAUCGAGUCUGAUGAGAAGCAAUGCAUGCGAGGCGAUAAGCUAGAUGAAGCUAUACUUAGCGAUAAGGCUAAGGGCCUUGUUCCGUUUUGGGUAUGCGCAACCCUCGGCACAACAGGAUCUGUAGCGUUCGACAAUCUUCGUGAAAUUGGACAAGUGUGCGAAAAACAUUCGGCCUGGCUCCAUGUAGACGCUGCGUAUGCUGGCAGUGCUUUUAUAUGCCCGGAGUUUAGACACUGGCUUGACGGUGUUGAAAUGGCGGAUUCUUUCGCUUUUAACCCGUCAAAAUGGUUGAUGGUGAACUUCGAUUGUACCGCUAUGUGGGUGAGAGACAGCACAGCUCUACACAGGACUUUCAACGUAAAUCCUAUAUAUUUGAGACAUGAAAACUCAGGAAAAGCGAUUGAUUACAUGCAUUGGCAGAUACCUUUAAGCCGUCGCUUCCGAGCCUUAAAGUUGUGGUUCGUUCUGAGAAACUAUGGGAUUUCUGGACUACAGAAGCAUAUCCGUGAGGGCGUGCGUUUAGCGCAAAAGUUCGAAGCCUUGGUUCUUGCUGAUCAACGUUUCGAAAUUCCUCAGCCAAGCAACUUGGGUAUGGUAGCAUUCCGUUUAAAAGGCGACAAUACACUAACGGAACUACUUCUAAAACGCCUGAACGGUAGAGGCUAUAUACACGCGGUUCCGGCCUGUUUCAAAGGUGUCUAUGUUAUUAGAUUCACUGUAACAUCGCAGCGGACUACUAAUCAAGAUAUUUUGGAUGAUUGGAAUGAAAUAAAAACCGUUGCUUCUGAAAUCUUGGUGGAUAUGUUCGGAUCAGAGAACGGUAACAUCGUGGUAUCUAAGAAGCCAAGGAUUUCUUUGAAAGAAACUCGCGAACUAAACGCAACAUUCGGCACAAGCCUGUUGCUAGCGAACAGCCCCAUGAGCCCCAAGAUCGUGAACGGCACACACGCCGCCAUCUGCGAGUACGAGCAACUGCUCUCUUCUUGUGCGCAUACAUUCGCGCAGUUGAAUAUGGAGCCGAAGGAUAGUCCUGAAAUGCGCAGACGGAUCCGCGGUAUCCGCAUGGUCGGCAAGAAGUUCUCUCUCGACUCUUGCAUGGACAUGGUCCAGGGGCUCAUGAUGGAACAAUCCCUCCCUCUUUGUUCGGAGGAGAGAGAGGACGCGUCUAAUGGUUCCAGUCCAGCUGAUCGUUCAAUUUCUUCUUCACCAGUCACUUCAAGCAACACUAUAAAGCAAGACACGAAUGUAGAUUCUAACCAACUUUACGUACCAAGCACUCCCUCUAAGCAAAUCCGAUCCAGAUCCGUAGAUGUCUCCCUUUCAGAACUUAACUUCGAAGACGCUAAAAUUACAGUCGACGUGAAAAAUAACGAAAUACGAAUAACACCAACUGAUACGAAAAAAACUAUAAUCGAUGAUAAGAUUCAUUUUAACGUUGUCGAUGAGAAACUUAACAUAGGCAACCCUGAGUUUGGUAACGUGCAAGAUGUUCAAGCAGGUAUUGAAGACCCUAAUGCAAAAUUGACUAUAAAGGGUCCUGGUUCUUAUAUUAAGAAGUUAAUUCAACAGUUUAGUGAAGGUCCCUUUGAAGGAGAUGAUAAACCUGAGUCGGAUAGAGCUAUUUCUACACAGAGUAUUAAGAAUAAGGCAGAUGCGAUUUGCAGGAAAUGCCUGCAUUAUAAAGGGAAGAUUACUAAGUAAAAGCAUUAUCAAACGUUUAAGAUAAUGUUUAUUAUCAAACUAAUAUAAUCCGGCAUUUUAGAUAUUAUCCAAAUUAGAUAUUGAUGCUUCAAUUUUAUUAUAGACUUUAUGCUUGAUUAGAUUGUAUUUCGUCAUCCCUACUAAUAUUAAUGCGAAAGUAACUCUGUCUGUCUGUUACGCUUUCCCGCUUAAACCUCUCAA
Colias croceus (clouded yellow) is the source of this 2599-nucleotide messenger RNA. RefSeq names its product aromatic-L-amino-acid decarboxylase (gene Hdc). Gene Ontology annotation, molecular function: pyridoxal phosphate binding; histidine decarboxylase activity. Gene Ontology annotation, biological process: histamine biosynthetic process; L-histidine catabolic process. Bases 62 to 2398 code for a protein of 778 amino acids. The record is from RefSeq and is a predicted model, not a curated record. Lineage: Eukaryota; Metazoa; Arthropoda; Insecta; Lepidoptera; Pieridae. The transcript has 18 exons.